ACUUAAUAUUGCUCUAAAGUAGAAUAGAGUAUUAUAGAAUUUAUCCGUCGCGCGCUACCGAAGUGGAAUUGCCAAUACAGAUACGUCAUUGCGGGUGCGGGAUCAUCAUAGUCUCUUUUGCACUGUCGAAAGCUUGAAAUGCCACGGAGAGAUCUCCGAAAAGUCGCAUGUUGAUAUGAACAUGAGAUCUUAGUACUUACACGAGGAGCGAGUCCGGGAUGCUCCAAGUUUACGCGCCAAUCGGCUGUCCACCCAGGAGCAGAAGAUAGUCACAUUCCCCGGGUUUGCAUCCAUAGUACGUAAAGGACGUACCUAAAAUGUAGAAAGGCAAAGACUGGAUCUAAGCAGUCGCAUUUUGAACUUACCAAGAUGCCCCUACUAACACGUCCAUGGUCUCUAGACCCACUGGACCUGGAUGGAUUUCCCCAGUUUCUUUGGGGUAUUUAAACCAUUCACUGAGUACCGGUUCCUGAGGAUUCACUGCGAUAGUGUUCACCAUGUCCAUACUCACCGGCUCAUCCCUACGGGGAUAUAACACGUUUGUCGUGUUGUUGUGUCUCACGUACAUUCUCCCUGCAGUCGCAUUGGUCCCCAGAAAUCCAUAUUCGAAGCUCGUGGCUCGUCAGACACCUGAUCCUUUGGAGGUUGAUGUGGGUUAUGCGACAUAUCGUGGUUACCACAACGACACAACUGGACUCAACACAUGGCUAGGUAUUCGUUUCGCAGAACCACCCGUGGGUAGUCUGCGAUGGCAGAAGCCCGUUCCACCGCGAACACCGCAGAACAAGACUGAGGUAGUAAACGCCGACAAAUUUCCCAACCAAUGUCCUCAAGCACCGCAAGCAGCUCCGAGCGAUGGUCCAUUCCAGUCUUCAACAUCACAAAGUGAGGAUUGUCUGUUCCUCAAUGUCUAUGCGCCGUCCAACGCGACUGGGCUACCUGUUUUUGUUUAUAUUCAUGGGGGUGGGUAUGGAUCUGGCAACGGUCAGUCGAAUAUACCAGUUUUGCUCAAUGGAUCUGGCGAGGAUUUUGUUGGAGUCGCGAUUCAGUAUCGACUUGGGGCUUUUGGCUUUCUUUCAUCGGACGAGGUCAAGCGUUUUGGAACGGCAAACGCCGGUCUGCUUGACCAGUAUCUUGCCUUGCAGUGGGUACAGCGAUAUAUUGGACUUUUUGGCGGAGAUCCCCUGCAAGUGACGAUCGCAGGAGAGUCUGCAGGUGCUGGUUCGGUGAUGCUUCAGGCUAUGGCCUACGGAGGAUCGAUUGGGACAUCCCUCUUCCAGAAUAUCAUAGCUGCUAGUCCUUACCUGCCUAUGCAGUACCGUUACUCUGAUUUUGUGCCCUCACAGAUGUACUAUACUUUCGCUGCUGCCGCCGGGUGUUUUGACGGUCUCCAAACCUGGAAGGAAAAGAUAUCAGUAUUUGACUGUCUCGUCAGUAAAGACACAGAGACUUUGCAGAAUGCCAGUUAUACUGUCACGGUAGGAGGGAAAUACGGUCAAUGGGCAUUCCUCCCUGUGACGGAUAACGAUUUUGUGCAACAGGUGCCGAGCCAGCAGCUUCUGAACAAGCAGGUCAACGGCGAGCGCCUAUUGAUCAGCAACAACGCGGAUGAGGGCACCCGGUUCACCCCUCAAAAGAUCGAUACCGAAGAUGAUUUUGUCAACUUUAUCAAGUCGUUGUUCCCGCUCUUUACGGAAAGCGAUGUGAACAAGACCCUUCUGUACUAUCCUUCCACGACAGCACCAGUGGAUAAAAAUGAUCCAAAGUUCGCCACAUCGGGGACUGGCACUCCAACUGCACUCAACGAGAGCAGCUUUGGAACUGGCCAACAGCAGCGCGCGGACAACCUCUAUGCAGAAGUUACCUUCGAUUGCCCGGCUUACUGGUUGGCCGAGGCCUUUGGAGAAGAUGGUAGGAAGAGCUACAAGUAUCAAUAUUCGAUAAUCCCAGCCAUUCAUGCCUAUGAUAUGGAUGCUUACUUUGGUCCCCGUCCGGAUACAAUGUCUGUUGCCUUUCAGGAAGCGGUGAAAUCGAUCUGGAACAGUUUCAUCGUCACUGGAGACCCUACUGAAAAGAUUAACAACACCAUCCCAGCCAAUACGACUAAUGCCAUCAAGUCGUGGACUCCAUUUACCGUUGGGCAGCCAUUUCAACUGAAUCUCAACCAGACUGGUGGCCAUCCCACGACUGAGGAGGAUAGUGUCACGGAUAUCGAUAUAACGGUGUAUGAAGGCUCUGGCCUCCGGCCUGACUUUGACCUCGUCAACGCGUAUACGUGGGAAGGCGGACGAGGACAACGAUGCGACUUCUGGCGGAGUGUGAGUGGUCACAUUCCAGGAUGAGUGUUUUCAAAACACAUGAAUACCGCUCAAAGGAUGUUGUGAGUUGGUUAGUUCCUCCGAUGAGGAACCACGUUUCGAGGAUUUGGUGCCACGCCAGUUACGAUGGAUUAUUUCGCUUAGAAUCAGUCAUGUCCAUACAACGCAGACCGCAUAUAUUCUAUCAGCGAUAAUGCUGUUUUUCAUCUGACGACCCUUCUUUCGAUAUAAUAAAUGCUCAGGAGGCAAUGAGGCAUGCUCCAUUGGAACGUUGCGGGUAUGGCAAGCCACAAGGGUAAGCUUAGCCUUGCCCGAGAACAAAUCAUUCGUGUGUCUUCUUAGUUUACCAAGCCAUCACGCAGAUCG
Molecule: messenger RNA, 2684 nt
Organism: Paecilomyces variotii
Lineage: Eukaryota; Fungi; Ascomycota; Eurotiomycetes; Eurotiales; Thermoascaceae
Product: carboxylesterase type B
Exons: 11
Coding region: 498-2342 (614 amino acids)
Source: RefSeq, a predicted model, not a curated record